CCACACAAGAUUGGAGUGGAGCAAGCACGACUGGGUCUGGUCCGAUUCGCACAAGGCCAUAGAGAUUGGAGAUUGGAGAUUGAAACAGGCAAGAAACAGGCUGAAGAAAACAAUUGAGAAGAAGACAGAACCUUCGUUACUGGGGAAGUAGCUGAAGGGCUUUGCAACGACAGUCCUACAACUGUUGCCGAAGAACCGUCACUAGAGAUGCUAUAUUAUCGAGACAAAGUUGAAAAACGAGUCAUACCAAAUAUCGAACGGUAGACGUAUCGCAAGAAAUGUCCAAACUUCGAAAGUAGGACUUUCUGUAUUUUCAUAUAACCGCCAUUUUCUGAGAUUCCAGAGAGCCGACCACGCAUACCAAGUGAAGGAAAACAAUUCCGCCAAUGGGAUCCGUCGUUGCACAUGCAAGUGCCAAGUUACGGCUCUCAUGCAAACAUGCAGCAAAGUUUCUCCCCUCCAGAUGAGACAUUGAAACCAUCGUUAGCUGUCGAGCCAGAGCAUUGGAUGACAAGGAAAAAGCAGAUCCAACCCCGUAGAGUUGUGACGAGCAGUCGUAACAAUCCCAAGCCCAUAUCAUACAGAGGAGGAAAGAAAAGGAAAGAAAGAGAGUUGGAGACCAACAACCGAUACCACCUCGCCAAAUUAAACUAACUUCCAUCUCACUGUCCGUCGUCUCUCGAGUCUCGCUGAGUUCUGUGGAUCGAGCAGCUAAGCUGAGUAUUGGCGGAGAGGACGAGGGUCGAGCGGAGUAGAU
Molecule: messenger RNA, 757 nt
Organism: Mytilinidion resinicola
Lineage: Eukaryota; Fungi; Ascomycota; Dothideomycetes; Mytilinidiales; Mytilinidiaceae
Exons: 1
Coding region: 439-654 (71 amino acids)
Source: RefSeq, a predicted model, not a curated record